Drosophila elegans is the source of this 8335-nucleotide messenger RNA. RefSeq lists its product as uncharacterized. The transcript is spliced from 14 exons. The record is from RefSeq and is a predicted model, not a curated record. Gene Ontology annotation, molecular function: serine-type endopeptidase activity; protein binding. The coding region runs from base 983 to 5191 and encodes 1402 amino acids. Gene Ontology annotation, cellular component: membrane. NCBI's taxonomy places the organism in Eukaryota, Metazoa, Arthropoda, Insecta, Diptera, Drosophilidae. Gene Ontology annotation, biological process: proteolysis.
UUGUCGUAGACUGACGUCGUGGCCAACAGCACGUGCUUACCGGGGCGGCGCGUGCAGCAAACACAGCAGAAUCAGCAGCAGCAAACAGAGCAGCAGCUGUGCUGGCCAGCAACAACAACAUCGGGGGAGAGCAGCCAUAGCAAAAACAACGACACAUUCAGUACCAGCUUUACUAUCGCAACAACAAAGGCUUUGGGCUAGGCAAAAAGGAAAGCAGGAGGGGAGAGAAUUUAACUUGAGUGAAAUUCGAACGGAUGGAGAAGAGGAAGCAGCAAGACAAUACAUCAAUGCAGGAUAACUGUUUUAUUGCUUGAAAGAGUGUGAGCAAGAGAGAGAGAGUGAAUGAGUGUGAAAAUGCGACAGUAAAUUAGUUAUAAAUCUGCACCUUGUUAUUUGCACCUAAAUCGAAAAAGGUUUAUAUAUUUUUGUUGAAAUACUAAUACUCGGGAGAAGACCAGAACAACCAGCAAGUAAUCAAUGUCAAUCAAAGUUAAUUUACCAACACAAAAACGUAUACGUAAAUUCUAUUUACGCAAAGUAUACUCAACAACGAGCGGUAAAUAAGAGGAGGAAGAGCAGGCCCAUAAGUAGGCAACAGAAGAAUUAGAGGCACCAAGCAGCGCAAACAGGAUACUUAAAAUAUCAGGGCAAAUACACUCACACACACACAUACACUCAAAAGGAGGUUCAUAUUUUUGGCAAAAAAAACCACCGCACGAAAUAAAUAUAAAAUAAACCCAACAACGCUGAGGUGUAUGGCCCAAAGGCAAGGCAAACAAACAGAGCCGAAAAAGAAAAGGAAAGCGAGCCCGAAAUAUGCCGAAAUGCUGGACAGAGAUUGAUGCUGGCUGCCGACGAACAGCAACAAAAACAACAACUGCAAAAACGACGAGCAACAAAAACAGUGGCAACCGCCAAAUGUGAGCAGACAAGCGACAGCAAUUGAGAUAUAUUGAUUCAGCCAAAUCACGUCGAUUAAGACAUGAACGCACUCGAUAUGAAUAAGCAAUUUCUGAGCGUCUCCCAGGACCAGCAGCAUCAGACCUCGGUGGCGGACCAGCGGAGUCGCUCAAGAUCGGAGCGCGCCUCGAGCCUGGCGCUACCCCUCAACUCCCUGCUCGACUUCUACGACAAGCAGCAGGAGCAGUGCAAGUCGGUCACCCUGCUGCCACUGCCCAGCCACAGCGGCAACAUUAGCGAGAGCAGCCACACAUCCAGUGGCAACGGCUCCAGCAGCAGCAGCAUCGUGCGGCGACACUCCUCCCACUACUAUCCCAUGAUCGAGGACAAGCAGAAGCCGUCGCAGUUGCCCCUGGCAGCCACCGAAAUGCUUGUAAACAUGACAGAGCAGAAAUAUGGCCAGUCAGCGGGAGGCAGGCAGCUCCACCAGCAGCAGCAGCAGCACUUGGUGCGGGUGGACACGCCAGUGACGCCCCCGCCGCCCAUACCGCGGCGCCUGCUGCGCGGCAAGUCCGCCUGGCAGUCGUCUAGUCCCAACCCAUUUCCACUUUCCGCUGUUGGACAGGAUGGCGCCCACGGCACGGGCACGGGCACGGGCACGGGCACGGUGUUUGUUUAUCCACAGCCAGCAAACGUGACCGCAGAGGCAGUGGCUCGGGGACCGGGCGACGGAGGAACUGGGCUGCAAUCAGCGCUGCUUGUUGACAUUGUCACGCGUCCGACGUCCGGAUAUGCGGAUGCCGAUGGGAUUUCCGAUGACGACCGCAUGAGUCUGGAGAACUCCGUGUUCGACGAGUCGCUAACCUCCACGCCCGUCAAGGUCGCCGGCUAUCUGGCCGGCCGCUACUCCGGCCUGAGCCACAUGGCCAAGCGGGCGCAGCGCUCAUCCAGCAGCACCGUGGACUCCGCCUACGGCUCCUCGCUGGGCGGGCACAGCGAGCGCUUUGCCAGCAGCUCGACGAGUGUGGACUUCCGUAGUCGCUUCUCCUCAGUGGACACGCAGUCCUCGCUCGAUGAGAAGCCUAUGUCCAGCUCGAUUGACUCUCCACUGGGCAGGGAUGCACGGGAUGCCCGGGAUGCGUAUAGGGAGCGCGCUGUGCUCAACGAUGCCAUGCACAAGCUGAACAACAACAACAACACCAGUCUGGGACUGGCACUUUACCCGGCCAGUAAUAACAACAACGGCAGUGUCAGCAGCAGCGGAGGAGCCAACGGGUGCAAGCUACCAGUGGUUCCUGCCCGCAAGCAGCCGCCAACUGUUAAGGGCAGCGGCGACAGCAACAGCUCGAUGAGUGAAACCCAGUCGCAGAGCUCCAAGGAGCCCAGCAGCGUCUCGGCAUCGGCAUCCACUUCGUCCGCCGCCUCGGCAGGUUCCAGCACGAUCUCCAGCGGCACCAUGUCAUCCAUGUCGGGGCCGUGCCCGGUCGCUGUGCCGGCCACCGAUUUAAAUAGCAAACGUCCAGGGCCUCCAGAGCCACCUUUGCGGCAGGCCAAUGUCUUUGAUGCCACGGAGGCGGGCUCACGGGGUCAUCCGCCGCCUCCUUUGACCGUGCGCAACAAGUUGGGUCGCAACAAGCCGCCGCCCAUCGUCUAUCCGCGCAUGCAACAGCGUCAGGACUCCACGCUGUCCAGCGAUAGCUACUCGAUCAGCUCCAGUCCGGGCUACAACUCCAAGCUGAUGGAGGCGCCGCUGCUGGGCUCCCAGCAGGUGGGGCGCAAGUCCAACGCCCCUGGCUCUGCUCAGCGGCAGACUCCGCUCAUGGAUCUGGCUCCCACACGCUUUUUGGGUGGCAGCGGAGGGGCCGGAAGUGGAAGGCAGGCGCCCGCAGUGCCGCCGCCAAGGGGCCGCAUCAACUUCCGCCAGGACUCGACCAUCUCCAGCGACAGCUUCAGCCAGACGUCCAGCCCGGGCUACAACCCCAAGCUCAUGGAGGCGCCGUUGCUGCCCUCUUUGUCCGCCAAGCGGCUGUGCAGUGCGCCAGCUCCGAUUGUGUGCCGGCAGGGAGUGCAGCACGAACCCAUCGAGGAGCUGGAACCGCCGCAGACGAUCUCGCCGCUCCAUAAGACGACUGGCCCGCCCAGCAGCCUGCAGACCAUUGUGCGCUUUCAGAAUGGAGCUCCUCACACCAUGUCCUUGCAGCAUCAGAUUGUCAACCGACGCAAGAGCUCCAACCCGUACAUCACGAAUGGCCGCUUAAAGUUCCGCCUGUUCCAGAUCCUGAUCAACGCCUUUGCUCUGCUGGCCAUCGCCGGUGGUCUGGCUGCCUAUUUUAAUGCCUAUCCGACGAUUAAGUUCGUGAACAAGACGAUCAUCAACACGAUCCAUGUGGAGGACACCACGAAUUUCGGCAAGAAUCCAGCCCCCGGCACCUGCCUGCCCAUCAUAGUGCGCUUUUGCCAGGGCCCCCAGAUACCCUACAACUACACCGUGUUCCCCAACUAUAUCGGUCACUUUGGCCAGCUGGAAACGCAAACGGACCUGGAUUCCUACGAGGCCCUCGUCGAUGUGAGAUGCUACGAGCUGGUGUCCCUCUUUCUCUGCACGCUUUUUGUGCCCAAGUGCGGACAGAGUGGCGCCACUGUGCCCCCCUGCAAGACCCUCUGCACGGAGACAAUGCGCCGCUGCGGAUUCUUUUUCGACGUGUUUGGACUCAGUCUGCCCGAGUACCUGAACUGCAAGCUAUUCAAGGACUUCCCCAGCUCCGAGGAUUGCGUGGGCGUAGAUGAGGUACGCGAUGUGAUGCAAGCCGCCACGCAUCCCAAGUGCGAUGGCUUCCAGUGCGACCAAAACCGCUGUCUGCCGCAGGAGUACGUGUGCGACGGCCACCUGGACUGUAUGGACCAGGCGGACGAGGCCAAGUGCGACCGGUGCGGUCCGGACGAGAUCUACUGCGGCGACAGCCAGUGCAUCGGCACCAAGCACAUAUGCGACGGGAUCAUCGACUGCCCCUACGGCCAGGAUGAGCGCAAUUGCUUGAGGCUGAGUGAGCGGAAUGGCGAUGUGGGCACUGGUAUCCUAGAGGUCUAUCGCAUCGGUCAGCGCCAGUGGAUGCCCGCCUGCGUGAACAAUUGGGAUCGGGCAGUCUCGCCCAGCGCCGUGUGUUCCAUCCUGGGCUACUCGGCCGUGAAUGCCACCAAUAUCCUUACCCAUAACACCCGUCGUGCGCUACUGGCCUCGGUAAAUGUGUCCACCGACAUGUGGAAGAUGUACGCCAAGAGGAAGUCCACUCUGAUGCAGGAGUUCGCCAACUGUAAGAUGUCGGAGGACUAUCCGAUGGCCGACCUCACCUGCUCCAAUUACGAGUGUGGCCGAGUAAAGCGGGGCAGACACAAACCAUCGAGACGCAUUAUAGGAGGAACUCAAGCUAAUCCCGGCAAUUGGCCAUUCCUGGCCGCCAUUUUGGGCGGUCCGGAGAAGAUAUUUUAUUGCGCCGGUGUCCUUAUAUCGGAUCAGUGGGUGCUCACAGCCUCGCACUGUGUUGGAAACUAUAGCGUUAUCGACCUGGAGGAUUGGACCAUACAGCUUGGGGUAACACGUCGCAACUCUUUUACCUACUCGGGUCAAAAGGUCAAGGUCAAGGCUGUCAUCCCCCAUCCGCAAUACAAUAUGGCUAUUGCUCAUGACAAUGACAUUGCUCUGUUUCAGCUGGCCACGCGUGUUGCCUUCCAUGAGCACCUGUUGCCCGUUUGUCUACCGCCACCGAGCGUGAGGAGUCUGCAUCCUGGCACCCUGUGCACCGUCAUCGGUUGGGGAAAGCGGGAGGACAAGGAUCCCAAGUCCACGUACGAGUUUAUUGUAAAUGAGGUGCAGGUUCCCAUCAUCACGCGCAACCAGUGCGACGAGUGGCUGGAAAACUUGACCGUGUCGGAGGGCAUGGUCUGCGCCGGUUUCGAUGAUGGUGGCAAGGAUGCCUGUCAGGGCGACUCGGGCGGUCCGCUGCUGUGUCCGUAUCCGGGGGAAAAGGAUCGCUGGUUUGUCGGCGGAAUCGUGUCCUGGGGCAUUAUGUGUGCUCAUCCACGGCUACCAGGUGUCUAUGCGAAUGUGGUACAGUACGUGCCCUGGAUACAGGAGCAGAUCGCGAAGCACACUCGUCCCAUCAACGAGGAUCGGGUGAACAAAUACGACCUUCAUCCGGGUGGUCCGGACAUGCUGUCCAAAAUAGCCACUGACCCGAUGCGAAAUGGUAAACCCUACUACUACACCCACUCCAGGACGUCGUCCAAAAACUAAUGCUGGCUACGAUGAGAAGCUACGAGGAGAGCCAGAUUCAAGUCUCACUGGAACAGAGCAUAUCCACGAUUGCACAAAGUACUCAAAAACACAGAACACUUACAUAUAUUUUGCUACUGAACUUAAGGUAUUAGCCAUCUGGCUAACACCGAUUUGGGCAACAUAAUCAUGUGUCAAUUUGCCGAAUUUAUUUGUCAAUUUUUUUACGAAGAGAUUUCUAUAAACCUAAACCGCAAGGAAAUGAACAACCAAGUCAAACGGAAGAAAUUAGCCCAAACUGGGCGCAACCAAAUGUCAAUACAUAUUCCAUACGCGAUUUAUAUAUUUACACGUAAAACGAAGCUAACCAAUAUGUACCCAAUAUCUAACCAAUUGAUAAUUGUGUCUAAAUACCCCGAAACCCGGACAAUAAUUAGACUUUGUAGCUUCAUUUUGUGUUGAAAGGUCCCGGACAAAAUGAAACCUAUAUUUAAUAAGUAUUUAUCCAGAAAGAAAAUGUAUUAUUAAACAAAAAAAACAAAUUCAGAAAAAUAUUAGAAUCACAACUAUUGAGUGUUGACAAUAAAAACAGGAACUAAGCAAAUCAGUUGUAGAUAAUGUGUAACUAUAACUAAACCAAAAAACAAGGAAAAAUUGCUGAUCUUGGGCAUUUGAUAAACGUAGCUGUUAGCUCUUCCCCAAACAAAGAAUCUAUUCAACAAUAAGGAAGUGCAGUUUAAAAUAAUGAGACAUGAACAAUAAGCAAAUAAAUGCAUAUAGCGAUAAGUCAUGAAAAUACUAACUACAAUGCGUGGGUUUCAGCUUUAAAGAACACAAUAAGAAGGAAAUAAGAAUAAAUGGCAGACGUCAGAACAGAAGGAUUAGAAGGAAUAUACACAUAGCAUACGAAUCGUACUAUUUAUGCGGUGACUACAGAAGGUAUACACGCUUCGAUAGUGGAUAUGUCAAUGUAACUUAAUAUUUAGAACUAUUUACACGCUAAAGCAACUCGUUUGUCACGCCCCCACUUAGACUGGCCGCUUUAGUCGAAGCUCAAUGUAACGCCCUGAUUUUCAACUCCAAUCAUCCAUAUUCCUGGUGUGCAACUUAGUAUGCUAACGUGCAACAAAUUGUACAACUAUUUUGCAAAAGGCUCGAACGAAAAUAAAUGUAAAAUACGCGUAACUAAAGACUCAAAAUUGGUUGUUCCAACACACACAUAACACACAAACAUUCUUGGGCUUCGAGACGUGUACAGCUUUGAUAUUGUUUUCAAGCCGGAAGAGUGGCCCAAAGCCGGAUUUUAUUCCUAGAGCUCGACUUUUUCAAUUUAUUGUUUCUAGCUUAAACCUGUUUAAAUGCUUUGAGCUGAGAUCCGACGGUCAAGUUAUUUGAACAAAAGUAUGGCUAUGCCUUGUAAAAGAACAUGUAUGAACAUUUAAAACGCAUUAGUUUCUUGGCCAUCGCACUUCAUUUUGUUCAGAUAGAUUGACCGUCUAACCUGAGCUCAAGCCAAGAGAUUGCAAAUGUAUAACCGAUCCCUACUAGAUAUAGUUGGACAUAUUAUGCCUACAUAUAUAUAUGCAUGUUUUGUACAAUCAGUUUACAAAUGGAAAAGUAUUAUUAGUCUUAAUGGGGGUUUAAUGAAGCGCAUAUUACACAAGGCACAUUAUGUUUUAAGAUGAACAUGAACACAAACAAAUAUGUAACUGAAAUAUAUACAAGAAAUAUACAUAUAACGAAUACAUAUAUUCUAUAUAUAUAUUGUAGUGGUAGCUAUUAAGCAGAUGUGAUGGUGUCUAAAUUUAUACAUGCAUAUUAUCAAGCGAAAAGUGUUAAGCUUAGAUUAUACUCGAGACAAAUCUGUGGGCUGUUGUAGAUCGAGCAUACUAACUACAUAUAAUGACAGAGUACAGAGGACGGAUCUAGGACAAUACAUACUUACAAAGAUAUACCCAUAUCAUGUGAAUUAUGCUUACUUCGAUAUUGUGCAUUGCAUGGACGUAUAACGGUGUGUUUCUGAAAUCUUUAUAACCAUAAGUGUCCGAAAUCGGGCGACAGCGUAUUUCAUUCAAAGUGUUGGUCUCGUGUGUCACUAGAGGUUUCAGGAACCCCUCGUUAAAAUAUAGUUUGUGUUGAACUCAGGCAGAGACUCCUUAGCUGUUGCCUUGGACAGUAAGCCAAUCUAUCACCCUUUCAGUUUUCUGGGGUUCACUCUCCUUGUGCAUUUACGAUCACACGGAUCAUGGCGAGCUAUUUUUAUACACCCAUGCUCCAGGCUACUAUCAAAACGCUUAGCUUUAUGUAAAUUUAGACUAAAUCGAACACAACCCAUAUAUUAUAUAUAUUGUAGAUGUAAUAAUGCUUAGCAUUGGCGAGUGGAGUGAGUGAAAUAAUUUACACGUGGCAUGAAUAGCAGAGUAGAUAAUUACUAAGUACAAUAUGCAUACAAUCAACACGCAAACUCAGAAUCGCACAAGACCCAUAUCUCAGUUGAAUUUCUGUGCUUAAUGGGGACUGCCCCCAAGAGGAUUCGAUUUAGUUCCGCAUGCUCCAUGUGCUUGGGAGGACACGACAUAAACACAAGCCCUUAAAACCCAAUGAAAUCAAAAAAUUGUAGCGAAAUGUUAUGUGUAAAUGUAGCAAAAUCCAAAAACCAAAUGGCAAAAACAAGAAGCUGAUUAACUAGUUCAAUUUACAUGUGUCGCGAAAAGAAAAUAAAGAAGCAUAGUAUAUGUAAUCAGAAUAUUAUAUGUAAAUGUUUAAAGAUGAUCAUUUGAUGAGAAGCACUUGUUAUUUAUGCACAGAUGGAACUUUGUGAAGAAUUUACAAGAACAAUCUUUGACAAUAAAAGAAAAACUGAAUUUUUUCCUGUGAGCUGGACAAGCGCAUCGGAGGCAUUGAGAAUUUAUGAAAAGUUUUACAUUCAGAUUUUGAAGUUUUGACGCGAAUCAGAAAAUAUUGUUGAACAUUUAUUUUGGAAAACAAAGACAGAAUAAUCCUGACAAUAAGGCAGACAUUUGGUCAAUGCCAUACAAUAACUGGAUGUGCAGUAUCCUAAAUGUAACUACAUAAACUACACAGACACGUAUAACCAACUAAAUGCUUAAAGCAACAUGUCAUACAAUACAUGAUAUAUAUACUUACACACAUAUAUUAUAUAAA